Messenger RNA from Cylicostephanus goldi, 522 nucleotides. Lineage: Eukaryota; Metazoa; Nematoda; Chromadorea; Rhabditida; Strongylidae. The record is from the annotation of a GenBank genome assembly.
AUGACGAAUCAUGAUAAAGAACAUCAACUCUUAGCUGAAGCGCUAUUGGAGUAUGAGACCCUUUCUGCAGACGAAGUGAGGCAGCGACCAACGCCAGCAGCGGUGAAAAGAAGUAAUGAGACUCGCCAGCAGCAUACUCCACUCAUUAGGACUCCCUUUUUGGUCAUUUGCUACGAGGAAACUGGUACUGUAACUCUUAAAAAUUUAGUCGAAGGUGCAGGUCAAAGUAUGCGUCUUAGCUUGAGCUUAGAGUUUAUUGCUUUGUGUGCAGAAUUUACGCGCUGCGGUUGGACUGUGCCUUUCAUCCUUCUUCGAGUAUUAUUAGCUAUUUUUCCGUCUUUGGCUGUGAUUUUACCUGUAAGUCGUGUUUUUCUGCAAUCCUCUGCGGCAUGUUCCAUCUACGCCACUGCGGCUCUAUCCGCCUUUCUUCCUCUACGCGUGCGACGUUUCCAUCCUUUCGCUCAGAUUUCUAUAUCACUAAUCACGAUCAUAGUUCUGCUGUCUUUGUUGCUGAUGUGUUGA